Ctenopharyngodon idella (grass carp) is the source of this 1228-nucleotide messenger RNA. Its product is annotated as piggyBac transposable element-derived protein 4-like. NCBI's taxonomy places the organism in Eukaryota, Metazoa, Chordata, Actinopteri, Cypriniformes, Xenocyprididae. The transcript has a single exon. The record is from RefSeq and is a predicted model, not a curated record. Bases 207 to 1166 code for a protein of 319 amino acids.
AUUUACUUCAUUCUAGUGAAGAAGAGAGCACUGAGCCAGAUGAGCCAUUUGAUGAAACCUCUGAAGAGGAAGAUUUUACAGAGGCUGCCACAAACUUUGCAACAGAGAAUGAAGAUUCAGAGGAGGAAGGCCCUGCCCCUGAGAGAGAAGGCCCUGAAACCUACCUCUCAAAGAACGGAGAAAUUCUGUGGAGUUCAAUUCCUCCUAUGCAGACACAAGGGAGAGCGCAGGCAGAGGAGGUCCGCAGACAUACACCUGGACCCACAAGGUAUGCCUGUGUCAGAGCUGAAGAUAUAAGUUCAACUUUUGAGCUCUUUUUUCCGAGCUCCAUUCAAAAAAUGCUUGUUGAAAUGACGAAUCUAGAGGGGCAGCGAGUGUUUGCUGAAGAAUGGUGUAAUAUUGAUUGGACUGAAAUGCAAGCAUUCAUCGGCCUACUGAUUCUUGCUGGGGUUUUAAAAUCUCAUCAUGAAGCUGCAUGUAGUUUAUGGCAUAGUGAGAUGGGGAGGGCAAUUUUUCGAACCACCAUGCCACUGAAAAAUUUCAAGCGGCUAUCAAGGGUUUUACGCUUUGAUGACAAAAAGACAAGAGCUGCAAGGAGGGCAAAUGAUAAGCUGGCACCUAUCCGAGAGAUCUGGGAACAAUGGGUAGAAAGACUACCGUUCAUGUAUCGUCCGGAUCUCAACAUCACUGUUGAUGAGUGCCUGGUCGGUUUCAGUGGCCGGUGCCCUUUCAAACAAUAUAUGCCAUCAAAACCUGCCAAAUAUGGAAUUAAAAUCUGGGCAGCCUGUGAUGCAAAGACCAGCUACUGUUUCAACAUGCAGGUGUACACUGGAAAACCUGCGGGGGCACAGCACGAGAAAAACCUGGGCAAGAGAAUAGUCCUCGAAACGAUGAAUGACCUUCAAGGGCAUAUUGUCACGUGUGACAAUUUUUUUACGUCUUAUGCUCUUGGCACAGAGCUCCUGCAGAAAAGAAUAAGGAUGGUAGGAACGGUUCGAAAGAACAAGCCAGAGCUGCCAAGUGCACUGACGAACCCACAAGGCUGGGAAAAAUUUUCAUCUCUGUUUGCCUACACAGAGACACACACCAUCGUGUCCUACUGUCCGAAAAUUUUUUUUAAAUGUCCUUCUCAUGAGCACUGUUCACAAAGAUCAGGAAGUGAGUGAACGAGAAGACAGGAAACCAGAGAUGAUAUUAUAUUACAACAGGACCAAAAGUGGAGUGGACA